Messenger RNA from Cyprinodon tularosa, 4498 nucleotides. RefSeq names its product mbt domain containing 1 (gene mbtd1). The transcript is spliced from 17 exons. The record is from RefSeq and is a predicted model, not a curated record. Bases 155 to 2236 code for a protein of 693 amino acids. Gene Ontology annotation, cellular component: nucleus. Gene Ontology annotation, biological process: regulation of DNA-templated transcription. Gene Ontology annotation, molecular function: zinc ion binding. NCBI's taxonomy places the organism in Eukaryota, Metazoa, Chordata, Actinopteri, Cyprinodontiformes, Cyprinodontidae.
UUACGUUCGCGCAUGCGCAUUUGCGUCUGAAUAAUUUGUUGAUGUCCUGUUUACGAGGAUUGAUUUAGUUCUUGCUUUUCCACUCAGUCUGAUCCACAGGUUGAUUUCCAGCAGGAAGCCGAGCGGAGCUCCAGGUUUCCUGCAUGAGGGGCUGAUGGAAGACGCCCGGGAUCUGGCUGAGCGCGCUGCACGUUCAGAGAGGAAGCGAAGGGACUCGUUCGGGAUGUUCGAUGGCUACGACAGCUGCAGCGAGGAGUCCACCAGCAGCUCCAGCUCGGAGGACAGUGAGGAUGACGUGGUUCCCUCCAUCCCAGCCAGCCUGCCCAUCAUCAAGAACAACGGACAGGUCUACACCUACCCUGAUGGCAAAGCUGGGAUGGCUACUUGUGAGAUGUGUGGGAUGAUUGGCGUUCGAGAUGCGUUUUAUUCCAAAACCAAACGCUUCUGCAGCGUUUCCUGUUCCAGGAGCUAUUCGUCCAACUCUAAGAAAGCCAGCAUCCUGGCUCGGCUGCAGGGCAAGCCACCAACAAAGAAAGCUAAAGUCCUGCAGAAACAGCCUCUCAUGGCAAAGCUGGCAGCUUAUGCUCAGUACCAAGCCAGUCAACAGAACCAAGCCAAGGCCAAGUCUGUGGUGCCGGCAGAGAGCUUCGACUGGGGGCGCUACAUCUGCAGCAGUAACACGGCGGGAGCUCCUGUCAGCUGCUUCAAACACGCCCCCAUGGGGACGUGCUGGGGAGACAUAGAAGAAGGAGUUCGGAUUGAAGUUCCAAACUCUGACACCAACCUCUCCACCAAGGUCUACUGGAUAGCAGAGAUCAUAAAGCUGGCAGGAUUUAAGGCCCUGCUCAGGUAUGAGGGCUUCGACAACGACACCAGUAAGGACUUCUGGUGUAAUCUCUGCGUCCCUGAGGUGCACCCAGUGGGUUGGUGUGCUUCCAGCAACAAACCGCUUGUACCUCCUAGAAGCAUUCAGCACAAGUACUCUAACUGGAAAGCCUUUCUUGUGAAACGUCUCACUGGAUCCAAAACGCUGCCGACGGACUUUAGUGCCAAGGUUCGAGAAAACAUGCAGUUCCCGUUUAAGAAGCUAAUGCGGGUGGAGGUGGUGGAUAAGAAUUACCUGUGCCGGACACGGGUGGCUCUGGUGGAGCAGGUGAUUGGAGGGCGCCUCAGGCUGGUCUAUGAGGACGAUGGCCUGGAUGACUUCUGGUGCCACAUGUACAGCCCCCUGAUCCACAACAUCGGCUGGUCUCGGAGCAUCGGCCACCGCUUCAAACGAUCUGAUGUCGCCAAGAAAGCUGAAGGUCAGGUCGACGCCCCUGCACAGCUCUUUCAGAAGGUGAAAGAUGUGGACCAGAGUGACGAUUGGUUCAAAGACGGGAUGAAGCUGGAAGCCAUCGACCCCCUCAACCUCUCAGCCAUCUGUGUCGCCACAGUAAAAAAGGUGUUGGCAGACGGUUACCUCAUGAUUGGAAUCGAUGGCUCGGAGGCCGUGGACGGCUCCGACUGGUUCUGCUACCACGGCCUGUCCCCCUCCAUCUUCCCCGUUGGCUUUUGUGAGAUCAACAGCAUUGAGCUCACGCCUCCUAAAGGCUUCACUAAGCUGCCAUUUAAAUGGUUUGACUACCUCAGAGAAACGGGCUCAGUGGCUGCUCCUGUCAGACUCUUUAACAAGGAAGUUCCCAAUCAUGGUUUCCGGAUAGGCAUGAAGCUGGAGGCCGUGGAUUUGAUGGAGCCACGGCUGGUGUGUGUUGCCACGGUGACCAGGAUCGUGCACCGGCUACUGAGGAUCCACUUUGACGGCUGGGAGGAUGAGUAUGACCAGUGGGUGGACUGCGAGUCUCCGGACCUGUACCCGGUGGGCUGGUGUCAGCUGACGGGCUACCAGCUGCAGCCGCCGGCCUCUCAGGGUCACAGAGACGCGCCGCUGUCCGUCCCCAAGCAGAAGAAGAAGACUGCUCAGUACAAAGGACAGAAGAAAAAGAGGAGGAUCCUGAUUGGUGGACGGUCAGGCAGGAGGAGGAGGAGGAGCUUCUCAGGAGAUGAAGAGCAGAGUCCACCCAGUUACCAUGUCCAGGGGCCUGCGGGGCCCCGGGCCGGCCUCCACCAACCAGAGUCUCUGCUGAGGACCAAGGAGGACUUGAUGGCCGACGUGGACGAGCUGACCUUCGCCCACGGAACCUCCGACCAGGAGAGCAACGGGUCGGGCAGCUACUACAUCAAGCAGGAGCCGUGAGGCGACCCGGUCCAGGAGGAGGUCCGACCAUCUGCCACCACACUGAGAAGCAUUUAAUGAGCCAGUUCUGCUCCGGCCCGGUUUGGGCCUCAGAGCCUGAGGAGAACCUUCUGCUUCUCUGCUCCAGAACCUUCUGGGCGGACCGCGGACCUUUGGUUUGUUUAUAGUACUUGAAGCUUGGAUUGGACUUUCUGCUGUUUUUGUCUUUGUUGCAUUAAUGUUGGGAUCCAGAACUCGGUGGUUCUGGUCCCAGUCCCAGGUGUACAUAGGACCGGUUCCGAGAGCUCAGCUUCACCCCUUGUUUUCAGGUCCGGUUCCCUCAGCAUUAAUACAGAACUUGCUCUGACACAAAUUCAGGCCCAGCUGCUUUCCCUCCAGAACUCCUUCUUGUUUCCAUGACGACCGGCGCCGGUUCAGGGAAACGCAUCAUUUUGAUCGCGAAAGGUUCUGAAUCAGCUGCUGGGAUCAGACACUUAAAAACCGGGCCGCUUCUCCGGAUCAGGACCAUUUCUGCUGCUUUAGGCAGCAUUCAGCAUAGAUCUAUAAUAACCAGAUGUUUACGCUGUUUCUCUACUACCUCGUGAUGCCAGCAGCUCAUGGAUCAACCAAUCAUCUGUCGCCUUUUAUGCAACGAUUCCUGAUCCUGACUGACCAGAACCAAACAUGGACCCGUUUCAGAGUUAUGCAAUAACAGAGCAAAUCUAUUUAGAAAUAUCCUUUAUCCCUGCAUUGUAGAACUCUAACCAAUAGAUCUAGCUGUGAUUGUUCUGUUCGAGUCCGGAACCGGCGCCACUCUUUCCUGCUGAGAAAUCGAAGAUGUUUAUAUUUGUGACAUUUUUUGGUGAGAAAAUAUAUUUCAGAUUCUGAUUUGUCGGAUCUAGUUUUUUAUUUGGACCAAGUUUCUGAUUCAGAGGAAGAACCUUUCCAGCAGCUUCAGCUUCUGAUAAAUGUUUUCUAUAGUCCUUCCAACAACCUUCAGAACAUCGACUGUUAAUCCAAAGGAAGAUUCCUCAGUCCAGAACCAGAUGCAAUGAUACUUUUUAGCAAUAAUUUAAAGAGGUUGAAACAAAUAAAAUGAAUUAGUGGUCAAAAAAAAAAAAUCUGUAAAGGACAAAAAAUUGAGUUUAUGUUGAUUAACUUCCUUCCUCAGGUCUACUUUGAAUUUUUGUGUUUUUCAUGGUUCCUGCUUUCUUCUGAAAAACAGAAUGGCUCAACUUCCUGUUGGAAGUGGCUCAACUUCCUGUUGGAAGUGGCUCAACUUCCUGUUGGAAGUGGCUCAACUUCCUGUUGGAAGUGGCUCAACUUCCUGUUGGAGUGGCUCAACUUCCUGUUGGAGUGGGUCAACUUCCUGUUGGAAGGGGGUCAACUUCCUGUUGGAAGGGGGUCAACUUCCUGUUGGAAGGGGCUCAACUUCCUGUUGGAGUGGGAUCACUUCCUGUUGGAAUGGAAGGACUUCCUGUUGGUGGGGAUCACUUCCUGUUUGAGACUUUAGAGCAUUGUUGGGUGCAUCAGAACUGCUUCCUCCCCAGGAUCUGAUUUUCAUCCCUCCUUUAUUUGGUUCCCUCCAGCUUGGAGUUUAUUUUAGCCACUCAGAACCGGUUUGGACCCGCUUUGCCACGCCCACCUCGGAUGAAUGUAGAAGGUUCUGGACCCAUUUAUUCAGACCAACCAAGAACUGAAAACGAGAUGUUUUGGUUUGAGCCGGUCAGAAUCAGAACCUUUGUGACGCUUCUGCAUCUUAAAGCUUUUAUUGUUGAACAUUUAUUAUUAGGAGCUAAAUUCAGACGGAAACGGGUUUUAUUUUGAUUUUAAGGCGAUUCGUUUCCUCGGCUGGUUUUUCGUUCCCCCUCCCAGAUACUAACACGGGUCUUUUGUAGGUAAUAGCCCUCAAAUGAAAUCAUGAUAUGAUGGUGCUAUAUUUACAUAUAUAUAUAUAUAUACCUAUAUAUAUAUUUAUAUUUGAUAAGAAUGACUUAUUGUGUUGUUAUUGUCAGAAGAUAAUUGUUAAUUGUUGAGUUUUCAAAUAAUGGGACUAAUGGGAGUAAAAAUCUAUUUUGGAUACAAAUAAAAAAAGUGGUAAUUUAGUGCUGUGAUGAACCUUUGAUAGACUUUGUAAAUAAAACUAUUGUUGGACCAACUUUAAUAGAUGGUUUCUGUUUUCCUCGUGUUACAAGAUGUUCUCCGCAUGGCUGUGAAAGUUCAUCUGGUGGUUUUUGUAACUUUUACACUGAAUAAAGAGCUUAUUGCAUCCAGUGCUGGAAA